UCCUCGCUGAUGGCCCAGGAGGCGAGAGCCUCGGGGGGAGGCGUGCACUCCGGGGGCCCCACUGCCACGCUCCAGGAACUGGGUGCCAGAAGCACAACCCAUUCAACAGGUUUUACCAGCGGCGGGAUCGCCGGUGGAUCCCAGGCUGCCCACAUGAUGUCCCAUGAGGCCAGAAGCCACGGAGGUGGAACUCCCAGGGGUGGUACAACUUCCACUGUCCAGUCCAUCUCAAUGGGUGGAAAAGGAGGAAGACGCUGA
Molecule: messenger RNA, 258 nt
Organism: Merops nubicus (carmine bee-eater)
Lineage: Eukaryota; Metazoa; Chordata; Aves; Coraciiformes; Meropidae
Gene: IFI6
Product: interferon, alpha-inducible protein 6
Exons: 3
Cellular component (GO): membrane
Source: RefSeq, a predicted model, not a curated record